CGGGACGCUUUAUGCGAGUGUCAGUGGCCCCCGCGUUCUCACAGCGACCCAGAGCCGAAGAAGCGUCAUAUGUCACCAUGGGAACCAUACCAGUCAGUGUCCUGCUCCUGGUGCUGCUGAGCCUGCCUGCCCUCCCGGAGGCUAAACGUCAGCCCGGUCAGCCCAAACCGGACAAACCUCGCCAGCCCCCGCCCUCCACAGCGCCCCCUACCAGACGGGCCCGGAACCGCUCCGUGCCCAGCUCUGGAGAACUCAGCACCAAGGACGGCCACCGCUGCAUCUGGCAAACAUCUGGAGAAGGUCUGGUGAGCCUCACGGUCAACUGCACCAUCGAGAACAAGGUAGAGCAGCCCAGUAACUACUGGUGCCGAUACGCCGGCAAACCCGACCUGUGUGAGGCCUACGGGGUCAAGUCCAGCCAGUACUGGAAGCAGCUGGUGGGAAAGUUAAAGAAGAGACAGAACGCCUGCGAAGGAGAGAAGGUCCUCAAGGCGAAGACCUGCAAGAAGGCCCCAGCAGAAGCCCACAUGAAACUGGCCCAGCACAGCACAGAGGAGGAGAGGAAGGCUGGGAAGAAGAAGGGAGGAGCGACCAAGAGCACCGAGUCCGGCAAAACUGAGCGGAGGAAGAAGAAGGAGGAGGGGGGGGUGGGCUCGGAGGAGGUCAGGAGCUCUGCUGAGAGGAGUGAUCUUCACGAGGAAGGAAUGCUCAAUGACAUGGCGCCAGUCCAGAGCUACUGCGGCGAUGGCUGGCACUCCGUCUGCUCCUUCUUUGUCAAGUUCUUUGAAGGAUGAAGAUUCUGUGGUCUCUUAUGUUAAAACAGUCCUAUUCUGCAAAAUCUACUUUUUUAACCCUUUUUUAAUCAUGUUAUAAAUGUUUUCCUUCUCAUUUACCCCCUGGAAGUUGUAUUUAGAAUGAUUCAUGCAUGUUUGAAUAAUCUUUAAUCUCCGGUAUUCAAGACACCAUUGCUCCGAUCGACCCCUGAUGAAAGGUGAAAACCUUUGCCAGUACACGUCUUCCACCAGUACACACCCUCCACCGGCACACGCCCUCCACCGGCACACGCCCUCCAUCGGCACACAUCCUCUGUGACCAGCACACGUCCUCUGGAUCCACGGACACACUUCCUUCUCCAGUUUUAUUCUCUUAAUUGCUAAUAUGAAUAAGAUUCUGCAGCGGUGUGAAGUGAUAUUGUUUUCUAAUGCAGAAGUCAGUGGACUGGAUUUAAAAUGUCCAAAUUUUACAAUUAUAACUUUAUAGGAGACACAAGUGUACUUAGCGUAAUACUUCAGAGCAUAAUCACUAUUACAAAUCUGAAUUGCUGCCCAGCUCUAGUUUGUUGUGAACACAAUUUGACUGAUGGACCAAUCCAGGCACAAAGUGUUUUGGAGUGUUCAGAGAAGACUUUGGAUCAAUGAAACAAGUGUGAAUGAAGCAAAACACAACUCCAGGUGUUUUUGAAAAGGGAACAGCAAUAUAACAUGGUUAAAAGCUCAAAAAAGUCAAUUUUGCAUAAUAUGAGUUUGGUUCAGAGGAUCUCAAAAGAACCCCACCUUUGUCCAAGGCUUCUCUGUGAACAGCUUCAGUCCUCCAGACACAGACAAAAGAGUAAGAGUAAUCUGGAUAUGAUCUGAUGUUUCACCUCACCCAUAAAACUUGAGCAGUUCAAUUGCGUAAAGAGGCAAGUUUUGAGACAAAAUUUAAUUCUUUUGGUUUACAUUGUUGAAUAGACCGUGAAUUUUCUGUUUGUUAUAAUCUACUUAUCCCAUGCAGCAGGUGGGCCAGGGCAGCCAACACUACACACUUUUCCUACUCUUUACAGUGCGCCAACAGGUCAACAAUACAGCCUUUCUCGCUUUCUCGGGGAGUCUUGAAAACAGCUUUGUAGUCUGUACAGAAUGUAUUAGACCUUAUUCGUCUCCCGUGCGUCACUGAAAUAAACACAUCUGGACGGCUCUGUCUGAAUUGUAGCCCAACAUCUUACUGUCUUAACAAAGGUGCUACAGUCACAACUGCCGUCUGCAGAGGACACAUACAAGUUUUUCUCAUUCUCAGGACCAGACAAGUCAAAAGGGACCAGACACACUUUUUCAUUUAUGUUUCUUCAUUAUUUUACUUUAAUGGUUAUUUCCAUUGUAGAUUCUCACUGAAGACAUCAAAAUUAUGAAUGGACACAUAUGGUAUGAAGCAAAAAUAAACUAAAAAUAAAUCCAAACUUCUUUUACAUUCAACACAUUUUAAAAUAGUUUGCACUUCUGACAUUUCUAGACCCUGACAUGGCACAGCUGUGAAGUGAAAGUGAAGCUGAUUCAGAUCAGAGAGAGUCCUUAUCAGCUUAAACCAACUGGAUUUUUGCAUUGAAUCUGGCAGCCCAAAUGAGACUCACGUGAGGCUGUGUGGACAUGUUCUGCUGGCUGAGGCUCACUGCUGUGUGGAGACAACUGAGGAGAGGAGCUUUCACCAACGUGCUGCCCACUGGAACACUGCUCUGUCCCAUAGAACCAACAAAAAUAAAUUAGAUUUCAGGUUUUCACUCUCAGCAGAGAAAUAAGUCAGCACUCCCCUACUUUUAGACAAAAAGUUUCUUGGGUGAAGUGAAACGUCCUAAAGUGAAAAAUACAAAUAUUUUCUUUUACAUUUGUGUUCUAUCCAGGGUCAUCGUUUAUUUUUAAGACAGUAUUCGAGUCCCCAAAAUGACACUACCUGAUCAUUUAAAGGUGCACUAUUCAACUUUUCUGGUGGUGGCUCCACUACAUGGCAUUAAAUCCAUCUAUUUUGCAUUUUCCAUUUAAGGAUGCUUUAAUAGCUCAGAAAUACCUUGAAAAACAUGCAUUCUUACUGUGAGUGAGCCUCUGGCUGGUAACACCACUUGGUCUUUGGUGACUGGUCUAUUUAAUACCUUAGUGGUAAAGUGGACUUGGAUAGUGUGGAACAUUCUACUCUGUCCCUCCACCGGAGGCAAUGACAUGUUUGUAGUGACCCACAGCUCAGAUUCUGAAGUGGAAAAAUGCUUUGGCUUAAAAGUCCUGUAUCUGAUGUUUAUUUCUUUUAGUUCAGGAAAUCUCCCAUAAGGACGCAGCUGCCAGCGAUACAUAAUCAUUAUCCAAUCAUAAAUGAGAACCAUGAGGAAACAACUGGCUUUGUGCAAAAUUAUGAACAGCUAGCUCACAGUUAGCUCAAAGUUAGCUCACAGUUAACUCACAGUCAGCUCACACUUAGCUCACAGUUAGCUCACACUUAGCUCACAGUUAGCUCACAGCUCACAGCAAGCUCACAGUUAGCAUCACCCCUUCCUGUCCAAUUAAGCUAUAUCUGAGGUUAUUGACAAAGAGGACAGGUCACACAUGGGACAGAGCUGUGGGUGGAUGUCACUGAUGUUAAACACUUUGAGGUUAACCCAGAGGACACUUGUGUCUUCAUAAUCGUAGAUGUUUUUGCCUCAGUGCUAACACUAAUGCAAAUUUUGUGGCAUAACAAAUCAUUUUGAAAGCAACAAACUGAAGUAAACUACAUAUAAAAAUCAGGGAGGAUUUUUUUUUUAUUUUUGAUUGAUCUGUUUUGUAUUUUACAUGUUAAUAAAAGUUAGCAUUAGCCUUGUCACACAGUGAGCUAGCCACGCGCUGCACAGAGCCUAUAGUCUGUCAUGGUUCAGCAUCAAAUGGAGAAUUAUAGCACAAUCAGUGAUAAAGUAUAUCACAAUAUUAAUCCAUAUAUUUUAGACCCCAUUUUCAAGCUUGAAUUAUUUGACAUUUAAUAAAACUCAAUUAUGAAAAGCUGUCACGAUAAAUUGCAUUCUCAAUCUCAAAGUAUUAUUAUUAUUAUUUUUUUCUCGUGUAUUUUUUAUAGUUUGUCUUACUUUAUAGUACUAAAUAUGUAGCACUAAUACCAUUUAUGCUUAUUUUGUAUUAAUAUUGAGCGUGUUCUUCCAUUUGUGUCUAUAUCCUUCUGUAGUAAAUGUAAGUCUGGUACCUGUUAGUGUAUAUUUUUAUACUGUCAAAUGUGUAACGUUAUUUUUCCACAUGACAAUAAACUUAACUGUAAAAAUCC
This is a messenger RNA of Periophthalmus magnuspinnatus, 4047 nucleotides long. RefSeq names its product fibroblast growth factor binding protein 3 (gene fgfbp3). The transcript has 3 exons. NCBI's taxonomy places the organism in Eukaryota, Metazoa, Chordata, Actinopteri, Gobiiformes, Gobiidae. Gene Ontology annotation, biological process: cell-cell signaling. Gene Ontology annotation, molecular function: growth factor binding. The record is from RefSeq and is a predicted model, not a curated record. Bases 12 to 794 code for a protein of 260 amino acids.